CUCGGCGGCGGCGAGGAGGAGAAGGCAGGGGGGACCCUCCCGCCUCAGCCCCGCUCGCCGCCCCGCUCCCCUCCGGCGGGCUGUUGUGCGAGACAGACAGACACACAGACCCUGCGCCCCGUCCCGCCCCGGAGCCCCGGGAGGCCGGGCCGGGCGCGGUGCUGCCGCCGCCGAUCGGGGCUCCCUGUGUCCGCUGCCCGAGGAAGAGAAGGAGCAGGAGGCGGAGGGAGCGCCCCGGCGGGCAGCGGCGCAGCCAUGAGCGGCGGGGAGGUGGUCUGCUCGGGCUGGCUCCGAAAGUCCCCGCCGGAGAAGAAGUUGAAACGCUACGCAUGGAAGAGAAGGUGGUUCGUGCUUCGGAGCGGCCGCUUAACGGGGGAUCCAGAUGUAUUGGAAUACUACAAAAAUGACCAUGCCAAGAAGCCUAUCCGUAUUAUUGACUUAAACUUGUGUCAACAAGUGGAUGCUGGAUUAACGUUCAACAAAAAGGAGUUUGAAAACAGCUAUAUUUUUGAUAUCAACACUAUAGACCGAGUUUUCUAUUUGGUAGCAGACAGCGAGGAGGAGAUGAAUAAGUGGGUUCGAUGUAUCUGUGAUAUCUGUGGGUUCAACCCUACAGAUGAGGAUGCUGUGAAGCCACCAGUUAGUUCUUUACAACCAUCUGCUGAGUUACCCUUGCCCAUCAACACUUCACUGCCUUCCAUGCAAGCAGAAUCCUCCCUUCCUUCUCCUUAUCGGCUUAUUAACGUCCCCCCUCUGGAGUCUUCCUCUGGUCAAGAAGAUCCUCAAGACUACUUACUGCUAAUAAACUGUCAAAGUAAAAAACCUGAACCUAUGAGAUCUCAUGCUGACUCUGCAAAAUCCAGCUCUUCAGAAACAGACUGCAACGAUAACCUGCCCUCCCACAAAACCCCUGCUGCAUCAGGGAGCAAGCACGCUGUGAACGGCUUCUUCCCGCAGCAGGGCGUCUACGAUUCCCCACCUUCCCGCUCCGUGCUGACACUGGCAGACUCCAGCCUCUACAACCUGCCUAGGAGUUACUCCCAGGAUGUUUUGCCCAAGGCAGCGUCUCCAUCUGGAACCGAUGCCGAAGGAGAGCAACAUGUUUUCAAUACCCCGUCAGCAACGUCAUUAGACGCACAGAUGAGGCACAUCUCCAUUAGCUAUGACAUUCCCCCCACACCUGGAGGUACUUAUCAGAUCCCACGAACUUUCCCAGAGGGAACGUUGCCUCAGACUUCAAAACUGGAGACUAUUCCAGACAUCCCUCCACCUCGGCCGCCCAAACCUCACCAGGCAGCGGAUCGAUCUCCUGUGGAAACCUGUAGCGUCAGUCGCAGUGCUUCAGACACUGACAGCAGUUACUGUAUUCCCACUGCGGGAGCGCCGCCCUCGCGCAGUAACACCAUUUCAACGGGAGAUCUGAACGUCUUCCGCAAAGAAAUUAGUUCUCAAGACUGUUAUGAUAUUCCACGAACGUUUCCGAAUGACAGAUCUAAUUCAUUGGAGGGCUUCCAUAACCACUUUAAAAACAGAAGCAUGUUGACAGUGGGAAGUGUUUCAAGUGAAGAACUAGAUGAAAAUUAUGUCCCAAUGAAUCCCAACUCUCCUCCACGACAGCAUUCCAGCAGCUUCACUGAACCCAUCCAGGAAACAAACUAUGUACCAAUGAUACCUGGCACGUUUGAUUUUCCAUUGUUUGGAAAGCAAGUCCCUCCUCCUGCUCACAUGGGUUUCAGGUCCAGCCCAAAGACCCCUCCCAGACGGUCGGUACCUGCUGCAGAAUGUGAGCCACCGCCAGUGGACCGGAACCUCAAACCAGACAGAAAAGGUCAAAGUCCUAAAAUUUUAAGACCUAAACCACAUGGUUUAGAGCGAACUGAUUCACAAACCAUAGGUGACUUUACUACAAGAAGAAAGGCAAAACCAGCUCCACUAGAAAUAAAACCUCUGCCUGAAUGGGAAGAAUUACAAGCUCCAGUUAGAUCUCCUAUCACCAGAAGCUUUGCACGAGACUCCUCCAGGUUUCCCGUGUCACCCAGACCGGAUUCAGUUCAUAGCACAACUUCCAGCAGUGACUCGCACGACAGUGAAGAGAAUUAUGUAUCCAUGAACCCAAAUCAGUCCACUGAAGACCCAAAUUUGUUUGGAAGCAAUAGCCUCGAUGGAGGAAGCAGCCCUAUGGUAAAACCUAAAGGAGAUAAACAAGUGGAAUAUUUAGAUCUGGACCUAGAUUCGGGAAAGUCUACGCCACCUCGUAAGAAGAAGAACAGUGGCUCAGGCAGCAGCGUGGCAGAUGAGAGGGUUGAUUACGUUGUGGUGGACCAGCAGAAAACGCUGGCCCUGAAGAGCACGCGGGAGGCAUGGACUGAUGGCAGACAGUCUACGGAGUCCGAGACGCCCACGAAAAGUGUGAAGUGAAAACACUGCUUUGUCUCUGAAGAAUGGAAAGAAGUGAAUUUUGAAGAAUCACAGAACCACAAUGGCAGUGUUGUUCAGCUGUACAGUACCUGAUUCCCUGGGGUGGGAAUCAGUUCCUCACCAAAUAGGUUGGAAGCCAAAAGACACUUGGAGUAUAUCAAAAGAACUUUAAGAUCAUGAAUUGGCUCUGUGGUGUCUGGAAAAAUCCCAGCCUGUAAAUAACCUGUAAAAUAAUAUCACUUAGCUUUCAGAAAAUCUUUUGUUCUGUAGUUAACACAUUUGUGGUUAUUACAGUGUUUAUGCACUUUUUCAGUUACAAUGUUGGUUCAGGUAUUCACAGUUAGUGUACCUUAAUGUCUAAUUCAUCUGGAGAAUUCUUUUUUCCUUACACUACUAUUCCUCACAAUUUUAGGUUAAUUAAGCUACAUGUAGAUAUGGAAAUUAAUAUUUGAACUUCAUUUUAACAACUCAAAAUUGAUUUUGCAGAAAUACUUUCACAAUUGAAUAAUCUACUUGAAAUGCCAAGAGACAACCAUUAGUUACACACUUGUUUAUAUUUAAUACAUACAAGAUUAAUUGGAAGUCUACAGGUUACCUUCCUAACAAAAAAUUGCUGUGAGUUAAUAAUAAUGAACUGUACUGGGUUUAGACCUAAAAUCCUGGUUUAUAUGUUAGUUGUUAGUGGUGGAACUUCUAUUGUAUUUUAUUAAUGACAGUGUUCUGUGUUCAAUGGGUGAAGAUUCUGCAGGGUGGGAUCUUACACUUUCAAAGACUGAAUAAUUAAAUGUCAAGUAAGCCUGCAAACCACUGAUAGCAUGCAGUAAUAUUGUGAUCUCACACUUAUUAACAAGAAAUAACCUUUAUAUUAUUUACAGAAGGUAGAGUAUAUAAAUCAGGUACGUACCAAGCACUGUUGUGCUAAUACACUGAUCAGGUUUAGACAAUGAGCUUUAGUUUUGUACUGUUUAGAAGUUCUAAUGUCAGUUUUCAGUACAAGAUUAAUGGGACAGUUUGACAUUCACUUUUUGUAGUGCUAGCAAAAUACUGUGAUUUUAAAUUAGAAAUUAAUUCAAAUGGAAAUACUAUGUUUUAACACCAUAGUGCCCUUCUUAUGAGCUCUAUUUUACUUUAAUCUCUUGCUUGGCCUUAUAUUUAAAUCCCUAUGCAACUGAUAUUUUAUAUCUCUGUUUUUAAAAAUUAGAUAAUAUACCUAAAUGAUCCCCUUGUAAACCACUUGUUGCUCUUUCCUGGUACAGGAUUUUAAACUCUGUAUACUGUGAUCCUUUAUUUUACUAUGCCAGUUCCAAAUAAUAAUCUGCCUUGGUUUAGAAACAUUUUUUUGUUAUUUGGAAGAAGAUAGAAUUCUUUAAAUACAUGAAUGAGUUAGGUCUAGAUAGAAAACUUACUAACACUUUUGUUUUAUACAAAUGUCCUCAAUUAAGUGGUUGGUUUCAUUUUCUUGCCCAAUUGGGUUGUUUUUGUUUUUCUUUUUUUUUUUGGUUUUUUUUUGGUUUUGUUUUUUUUUUGUCCAGAUCAUUUAAAAGUUGAGCUUAAAGCUGCAUUGUUUUCUGGCAUGUUGGCCUUCGUACUGUGCCUAAUCUACCAUAGGUUGUUUCUCUCCCCUCACAGCCACAAUCUACAGUAUGUAAAUUAUCUUAUUCUUAACAAAGGUUCUUUUUAAAUAAGUAAUGUUUUGAUGCUUUGAAUGUUCAUUUUAAAAAAGAAACUAAACACAGUGCAUUUUUGAGGUGAAUUUUAAAUAAAUCAAGUUGUUCUGUUU
Molecule: messenger RNA, 4198 nt
Organism: Vidua macroura (Pin-tailed whydah)
Lineage: Eukaryota; Metazoa; Chordata; Aves; Passeriformes; Viduidae
Gene: GAB1
Product: GRB2 associated binding protein 1
Exons: 11
Coding region: 256-2418 (720 amino acids)
Source: RefSeq, a predicted model, not a curated record